This is a messenger RNA of Patiria miniata (bat star), 4104 nucleotides long. Its product is annotated as cilia- and flagella-associated protein 69-like. The record is from RefSeq and is a predicted model, not a curated record. The transcript is spliced from 23 exons. Gene Ontology annotation, cellular component: sperm midpiece; non-motile cilium. NCBI's taxonomy places the organism in Eukaryota, Metazoa, Echinodermata, Asteroidea, Valvatida, Asterinidae. Gene Ontology annotation, biological process: positive regulation of flagellated sperm motility. The coding region runs from base 284 to 3052 and encodes 922 amino acids.
ACCAGUGAUUAUUUGCCUUAGCAACAUCAAAAUGGCGACUGUUUUCACGGGAAACCCUUCAGUUUCAUUCAGCGACGUUAAAAUUCAAGAGCUGCUUUCGUAAAUUAAUACAGUGUAAAUUGUGUGUGUAGAUAAGUCAGUUGAACUGCAUUAAAAUGUAGAAUGUUACAGUAUGUUGUCAGUUUUUAAAUGUAAAUAAUAAGUGGGAAUAACCCUAACAGUACUACAGUAAGUUGAAACUGAAAGAAAAGUUUAGCAAAAAGUCACACGACACAGUACUGCAAUGGCCUCGGGUGCCGUGCAAAAACCGCCACUGCCGGUGGUGAAACAUGUCAUUCGAGAUGACGACAUCGGGAUUAAAAAGGGUGUUAAGAUUCAAGCUGUCAACUACAGCAAAGUCAUCAAGCUCCUUACAGACCCUCAUUCAGCAACGUUACAUGAGAGACAUCUGAAUGCACUUCACAAACUGAUUCGUCAUUAUGAAGCUGGAUUUCUCAUGAAAGAUCUCGUUCAAGUUUUUAAGAUUCUGAACGUCUGUGCAGACCGAGUGCAUGAUCAUCCCCUGUACAUCCAACCUAUGAUGGACCUACUAAAAAUCAGCAGCUUACCGUUUCUGAAGGAAAAGACAUCUGAUGGCACCGCCUACUCUCAGAUUGUUGUGGAAUCCAUUUCACAGCUGGGUUACCUGAUGAGAGUGCCGAGUAAGGAGGUUCGUCUUCAGUUGUCAUCAACCCUGCUCAGUAUUUUCAGCAAUGAGUUGCCUAAACAACAAGUCCAAGACCAUCAAGCAGCUUCUAGAGCUUACAACAUGGCCAUGGUUGAGAAGAGUGAUGUUGCUGAGACGUUAGUUAAGUCCUUGGCUCUGCUCGAGCAAGAUAUUGACGUAAAGCUUCAGAUACUGGACCUGCUGCAGAACCUGUCAGCAUUCUCAGCACCCAAUUGUGAUAAGAUGCUGGCUGCGGAAGCCGCAAGCCGCAUAUGUAGCCGCAUGAAUGAUCCAGAACCUACUGGAAGGUUACUGUUCCGGUCCAUUGAGAUCCUGUGGAAUCUCCUGGAGAAUGGGAACAAGGAGGACGUUGCAGAGCAGCUCAGCUCCUUCAUCUGCAUUAAAGCUCUCCAGGAGGCAUUUUCUCAACAAAUGACAUCAGGUUUCAGCCACUAUGAUCGACAGUUAAGGAAUGACCUGUUAGUGAUCGCCACUCUGAUUGCAACAGUCUGUCCCCAGGCUCCAUUCAUUGAGACAGGUUUCGCUAAGCAGCUAAUCCUCUUUGCAACAUUUCAAGAAGUGCGAAGUCACAAUGCUCUUGUCAGACAUCUGAAACUUGGCACAAGUAUUGAGGAUUUUGAGCUGAAGAAACUACUGAUCAACAUCAUCAUUGUUCUGUCCAAAGAUGUCUCUAUGGUCCCGUUACUUUCCGAAGGCCAUGUCCUACUGGCUCUCUUCUCCUACGUCCGAGGCAACGAGACGGUCUCCCAGCCCCAGGAGUGGACUCCAGCUCAAUUUGAAGAGAUCCAGCUGCAUGCUAUGAGUGCCCUGUGUACCAUCGCACCGCUGUGUGUUCAAGAUUACAUGACUUGCCAAGGAAAUACUAGACUGCUUCUGGUUUUGGAGUGGUGUGUUGGCAAAGAGGAUUUUGCAGGUCACGGUAAUGCCUUCCAUGGUUGCGGUGGCCGUGGCAACAAGCGAGCUCAGAUGCGAUUCUGUCUCCAUCUCAUGAGGAGCAUCGUCAGUAUCGGAGAGUCUGCAGUCACUCAGGACUUUGUGGAUCAAGGAGCUAUCAAUCAAAUGCUUGAUAUUUUGCUGAGUGCCAGUCAUUCUGAGAGUGACGACGAUGUCGUUGAUGUUGAGAUGCAGUCUGAUAUGUUGUCUAUCCUGUCCGUCCUGUGUGAAGGAGAUAUUCAUCGGAAGGAGUUAUACGGAGAGAAAGGAGUGAAGGUUGUCCUUCAGUACCUCAAGACCAACCCGAAGAAGUUGUGUAACGGUCUGGGUUACCAUCGUAUGAUGCUAGCUACAGUCGAUACUAUCUGGUGUUGUGUGGUAGGAGCUUAUCUCAAUGAGGAUAUGUUUCUGGAAGGGCAGGGUGUCUUCUGCUUGUUGGAUUUACUGCAGACUUGUUCAGCCAAUAUGCACAACCUGAUCCUAGGCUGCUUGCUGGAUCUAUGUGAGAACGCCAAGACAGUAGCUCACAUGCUGGCAUGGAGGAGUGAUAAGAACACAACGGUGGCAUCCCUGCUCAUUAAGAUCUGGAAACAGGAGGAGCAAGCACUGGGUGUAGGGAGGAAAGAAAAUGGAACCAUCGCAGACACUAAGAAGCCUCUGAUGGGUGUAGUCCAAGAGAGCGCAGGCAUUGUACCUCUACCAGCCAACUCCCGCAGCCAAGCCAUCGUUGACGUUUUUGAGAACAUGCGAGCCAAAAUCUACGCCCUCUUCUGCAAGAUUGGAUUCGAUAGCCAUCCUAGCUUGUCUACCGACGACCAGGUCACGUUGUGUAUCAUCGAGAAGUAUCUAGAUUUCAAGCAAGGGGAGGUUUGGAAGGAGGUGACUUCGGAGCUGGAGCAAGAAGGCGUUAGACCGGUUACUCCUGAUGAGGAAGCCCUGUCAGUAAUCAACAGAACCACUGAGGAGUUGGCCAUUAACGUAGCUGACACUCAAGUAGACAUGUUAGAGUCACAACUACAGCAGGAUCUGUUGGAAGAACAGGAGAUGUAUGCCGAGAUCCGUGAGAAUCAUCGCCAGAAAGAGAAAGCCAUCAAGAGGUGGGAUAACUACGUGGCACGCACAUCCAACUAUGCCUUACUCAAGACUGCCAAGACCGAUCAAGACUUGAGCAUCAAAGCCUCCAGAAUACAGACGGAGUUCCUAGACUCAGACACCUACCACAGCACAGAUCUCUCCAACCUUCAAACAACAACCUUCCAGAGUCGUCAUAUCAACAUUGACAGCACGCCUCUAGAGCUGACAGGUGGUCCAACGCUCCUAGGUCAACCUAAUGAGAGAGACAUCACCAACAGGGUCACGAUGAAGGAAAAUACUCCGAUAUUUGUCUCUUAGUUCAACAAAUAGUAUUGAUUUAUGUAUGAAGAUGUCUGUGAAUUGCUUUCCUGCAACUGCCCCCUUAUUUAAUGACUGGCAAAGACUCAAAGUAUCGAGAGCUGUUCAGUUUGGCAAAAAAAAGAGGAAUAUUUAAGCACAAAGCUGCUGAGGUGGUGGAGUAAUACCUUUAUGGGAAACGUUUGCACUUUGCGGAUCUUGGAAACUUGUUGGAUACAUACAUGUAUCAGGCAUGAGAGUUUUCAGACUUGUCUAAAAUCAGACUUUUUGAAUCAGAGAGAAAGACAUUAUCAGUAUAAAAAGAAAUGCAUCUUUCAGACCUUUCAUCCAGUUUUCAGACUUUUUUAAAUUGAAAAUCUCAUCCUUGGCGUAUAUUAUUUUGGAUAAACUUGCCCUGGUAGGUUUGUACCGUUAAUUCAAGGUAUAUGACCCUGACAUUUGUCCAUGUCUACCCAACCCACCACAAAGCCUACUCCCACCAUCCAACUUCCUCUACCACCCCCCUUCCCCCCCCCCCCCCACUCACCAUGUUCUGCCUCGCAAUACAUUUAUGAGUUGAGCUUAAAGUGGCUUCGUUUAUAUUUUGUAAAUAAUGCUUAAAUUUUGAGAGUGUGUAAAUACAGAAGUUAAAUUUAAAACAAUAGUCGAGCAUGCAGGAACUUUUCUAUGGAUUGAAACCAAAAAGGGUGUAAAAGAUGCAAGGAGGUGAUUGUUCAUAAUUGGGUAUUCAUUGAGAGUGUGACAUGCCGAUUUUGAGUUAAUUUGAAAAGAUUGUAACUAUUGUGUGUAUAUACAUCCUGCUGAAAAUGUGUUUUUUUUUCCUGUAUAUAAAUACAAAGAAGCUCCUAACAUCACAAUCCGUCCAGGUAAAAAUGUCCAGAGAGUCAUUGAUAAGUACAUUUGUAUUUAGAAGCUAUACAGUGCAUGUACAUGAUGUAUGAUUUUGAUUCAAACAAUAUGGAAUCCACAACCGUCAAACUUUUUUGGGCAUUUAUAAUGUUUGCAUUGCGUCCAAAACUGAUUAAAACAUUUGAAUAUAAAGGACACUGAUA